AUGUCUGUUUCCGACCACACCUUAGGUGCAGUUGCGACUACCAAGCACCGGAGCCUCGAGUCCGCUGAGCCCCUACCCGUGGCGGUUGAGGAAAUCACUCCAGGCUGGCUGUCCAAGAUCCUAGGAGUCAGAAUCGACGAUUUGAAGAUCCACGAGAUCAUCCAUGGCUCAGGGACCAACGUCCUCAUCGAGGUGACUUAUCCCAAGAGCCAGGGCUGCUCCAAAAAGCGCCCGCCGACCCGCCUCUGCGUCAAAGGAGGCUUCAACCCCCAGCUCCUGGAGGUGCUCCCCUCGCUCUUCGCGGUUUACCGCCUCGAGGCCCAGUUCUACCAUCACGUCGCGCCACUAAUCCCAGGGCUCCGACUUAUCCCAACCCAGUGGUGCGGCACCGACCCGCCGGGCGCGAGGGGCCAGGGCAUCGUGGUGAUGCAGGACAUCAAGGCCGCCGGCUACACCUUCGGGGACCCGCUGCGCACGUGGCCCGUGGCCCGCGUGCGGGCGGGUCUCGUCCAGCUCGCGAAGCUGCACGCGCGCACCUGGGGCGCGCGCGAGGCCGACUUCCCGGGCGUGCCGCGCGAGUUCGGCCUGCGCGAGGUCAUCACGGGCAUGAUGAGCCCCGAGAACUGGGCGCUGCGGUUCGGCGACCCGGCGGUGCGGCCGCCGAUCCCCGAGGGGCUCUGGGGCGACCGCGAGAGGGUCGUCCGGGGGAUGCAGGCGCUGUGGGCGAACGCGGACCGCAGGAUGGUGUGCCUUGUCCACGGUGACACGCAGAUUGGGAACACUUUCAUCGACGCGGAUGGGCAGCCUGGGUUUCUGGACUGGCAGGGUGUCCAUGUGAACUCGGGGGUGCACGAUGUUACGUAUUUCAUGACGGGGGCUCUCACUAUCAGGGAGCGGAGGACUCAUGAGAGAGAGCUGUUCGGCUUCUACUUGAGUGAGUUGCACAACGCUGGUGCGCCGAAGUUUGAGGUUGAAGAUGUAUGGGAUGAAUACCGCAAGUACCAAAUGCAGGGCUUUGCCUGGGCUCUGGCCGGACCUAUGAUGCAGCCCAAGGAGGUCGUCGACGCAAUCUCACAGCGUCACUGUGCUGCAAUUAUGGACCACCGGAGCCUGGAACUGCUCGAGUCACUUGCUGGAGCCCAGCCAGGGACAAGAGGAAGACCGGAGAGUUGA
Messenger RNA from Diaporthe citri, 1173 nucleotides. RefSeq lists its product as uncharacterized. The coding region runs from base 1 to 1173 and encodes 390 amino acids. Lineage: Eukaryota; Fungi; Ascomycota; Sordariomycetes; Diaporthales; Diaporthaceae. The record is from RefSeq and is a predicted model, not a curated record. The transcript has 3 exons.